Anoplophora glabripennis (Asian longhorned beetle) is the source of this 3603-nucleotide messenger RNA. RefSeq lists its product as uncharacterized. The record is from RefSeq and is a predicted model, not a curated record. NCBI's taxonomy places the organism in Eukaryota, Metazoa, Arthropoda, Insecta, Coleoptera, Cerambycidae. Bases 597 to 2678 code for a protein of 693 amino acids. The transcript has 4 exons.
UGGAGUUGCCCCCUCCUCCCAUUAUGUCUUCUGCAGAGGUACCAGUAAUGGUUCGCAAAGAUAUGCCUCGGCUGGCUGAAGUACAGCAUACUGUUCAGCCAGAAGCUGCCGUACAGGAAAACUCCUUAUUAAAUAAGAUGCCAGUUGGUCCUUCCACAAAGGACUUACUGGAGGCUGGACCUUCCACUUCAUUAGAUAUCCCAAUCGUCGUGUUCCUGCUAGAAAAACUUUUGCGGCGGUAGAAAGAAGACUUCGAGGAAACGGAUACAUUCAACCUCAUCCUGAAGGUCGUCCUGACAGAAGACGUCUUAUUCGCGAUGUAGAACUUGAAGAAGUUUUGCUUGGCAAUUUACAAGAUCAGAAUUCUGAAACUAGUACCAGAAAAAUGGCGACACAGUAUAAUGUUUCACAUACUACGAUUGCCAUACUACGAAAAUUGCGAAUGAUAAUCUUUUAUCCCCUACCUGUGCAGGAAUUGGCUGCUGCGGAUUUACUUAACAGGAUAGAUUUUUGUCAAUGCACCUACCCGUCUGUUAAAACGGAAAUUUUCGAGUGAUUCUGAGGAUGAAUCACCUCAAAUCGUCACUGUGGAAGUUAUGAUUCAUCAUAAUGCCGAUACUCAUAUUGAACAAAACUUCCCGGGAUCUUCAUCACUUGUUGCAGCUUCUACACAUUCUAAUAACACUCCUGUACCAAUUUUAACCCCACCAAUGCCUCAAGAUGUUAUAGAAAUUGAUGUAGAGAACAUAGGUGAUGAGAUAAUUCCUGAAUUAUCUCCAUCUUUAUUAGAUGACCUCCAAAAUGAAUUUGCUGAUUUACCAUUUAACAAUCGGAGACAAACAGCAAAUCAAAUGGAUGCCGCCAUAGCUGAUAUUCCUACGAGAGAAGACAUUCAACAAGAUAUAGAACGUCUACGGAAUAUCGAAAAUCACUUACCAACAUACCUUCUGGCUAGCGAAAGAAUUGUACUAGGCGGAACUUACAAUUUAGGUCCACUCGAUCAAAUUUGUAUUCAUUGUUCUGCUUUUUAUUUUCGUGUAGAGCCCGCAAGUCGUGGACACUAUACAAAAUGCUGUCAACAAGGUAAUGUAAUUUUAGAAAAUUUACCACCUAUGCCUGAUGUUUUAGCAGCUUUGUUUCAAGGCUUACAUCCUUUGUCUGCCCAUUUCAGAAGGUAUAUAUUAUUAUAUAAUUAUAGUUUUCAGUUUGUAUCUUUAGAGGCAAACCUACGAGAUCUCCCUGUAAGAGGUCCAUAUGUCUUUUCUGUUAGAGGAAAAGUAUAUCACCACAUUUCCAAUGUAAAUGUUAAUGAGCCGUUGCAACGCUACGGACCUAUUUAUUUUCUAGAUCCAGACGAUGCCGUCAAUGCCCGAGCACAAAACAAUAAUCAAGUCUUAGACAGACGAUUAAUUGUUCUUUUGGAACAAUUGCUAAGGGAUAUAAAUCCCUAUGCUAGGGCAUAUAUGCACCUACGAGAACGUUACAAUUUAGAACGGCAAACUAUUGACAUACUUCGAGCAGAAGCCGUUCGUAAUAACGUAGAACCUCUCCCUUUACAAAUGCCAAAUAUAACAUUAGAAUUGUUAAAUGUUCGUGGAAUGAACAGAAGGCAAUACGAUUUACCUAGAGUCGAAGAAGUUGCAGCUGUGUACAAUUUAAUGCCAGACGCCCCAGCAACUCCUAAUAUGCGUAUUUAUGUACGCGACGAACCCACCAGGUUCCAAAAUGUCUCAGAGGAAAGUGAGCAUAAUGAUCCAUUAGUAUUUCCUCUACUGUUUCCUCAAGGAGAACCGGGAUGGUAUAUAGGAAUGCCCCAUAGAAAUAAUAAUCGCAAUAUAACAUUAUGCGAGUAUUAUGCGCAUCGUUUUGGAAUUAGAAAUAAUGAUUUCAGACUUAAAUAUGGAGGCAGACUAACACAACAAUUUGCUGUCGCUGCGUAUAUCAAAAUCGAAAAUAAUCGUAUCAAAUAUAUAUUACGCAACCAAGAGAGGUUAAGAGUGACAGAAUAUGUUGGGUUGGCCAAUUAUCUACAUCGUAGGGUCCAGGAAGGCAAUGAGGAUGACGAGGCCGCAACAUUGGGUAGAAUGGUCAUUUUACCAUCAAGCUUUAUAGGAUCUCCCCGAUACCAACAACAGCUAUUUCAGGACGCCAUGGCAGUUGUUGGACGCUUCGGUACACCCAGCCUUUUCAUUACGAUGACAACCAAUGCACGAUGGACAGAAAUAGUGGACAAUAUUCCCGCAGGUUAUACUGCGAGUGACCAUCCAUCUCUCAUGGACAGAGUAUUCCAGUGCAAAUUAAAUGAAAUGACCGGACUACGAUUAGGCAAGACUGUGGUUGAAAAUAAACCCCGGCCCUAUAAGAUUAUAUUUAACAAUGCAGAAACAGCCCUCAAUGUACUAAAAAAUAAAAAUAAACUACCGCCUCAUGCAGGUGCAAUAAAAAUAAAACAGGACAUGACUCCCAACCAAAUGUCCCACCUCAAUGAACUGCGUAAAGAACUGCAACAAAAAUUGGAAACAAAUAAAAAUCUUACAAUCAAGUAUGUUAACAAAAUACCGAUAAUUGUAGACGUGUCAGCACAAAUACCCAAUGCAAAAAGGAGCCGUGAGCAAAGAUCACCCCAGGGACUCCCUCCCGGAAAAGUGCCAAAACCUGGCGUAGCUACCAGUCAGUAGCAAUCACUUGAUAUACUUUUUUGGAACUGUCAAGGUAUAAACAGCUUAAAUGAUAUGGAUAUUCAAGAAAUUAACCUUUUAAAUAAAUUUCCAAUUAUUGGUCUAGUAGAAACCUGGAUUACCUCUGCCGAACCUAAACUUCCUAAAUCAUUAGAUAACUAUAACUUUUUUCAUAGCCCAGCAACAAAAGAUAAACAAAAAGGCAGAGGUAGUGGAGGUAUACUGCUUCUUGUCUCAAAACCCAUUGUAAUAAAAUCAGCAAACAUUGUUAAUAUAUGUAACAUGUGGAUAUUUGUUCGAAUACAGAUAGUUAAUCUUUUUAUAAUUAUAGGUAUUGUAUACUUUAAACCUGGGUUGGAUGAUUGCACAUGUAUAGCGAUGCUCGAAGAAACGGUUAGAGAAAUAAGUGCCAAAUUUCCCAAUGAUCAAUUUGUUUUAUAUGGGGAUUUCAAUGCGAGGAUAGGGUGUCUGGAUUGCCUCAGCGGAGACAACCUCUUAGAUAAUGAUUUUCCCUUGGAGCCUCGCGAAUCAAUGGAUCGGGUAGUUAACACAAGAGGCACACUCCUCGUAGAAUCAUUAGAAAAUCUAAGCUUUUUCAAUCUGAAUGGCAGAUAUGAAGAUUACCAGGGGUGUUAUACAUAUAUUGGACGGAUGGGCUGUAGUGUGAUAGAUCUUGUUUGGGUAAAUUUUAGUAGUAGGGACCUAAUAUCAAACUUUUAUGUUAAUAAAACCUUUAUCUCUGAUCAUUUUGGCUGUGUUGUAUCCCUAGAAAACAAAUAUCAGCUGCAUGAAAACACUGAUGUGGAUUUAGUCAACCGCGAUAAAACUAUUAUUAGGUGGGAUCCAAACAAAUCUCAGUCAUAUAGAAAAAUAAUAUCUGAUUAUAAUCUAAACGCAAAUCUAGAUUCUGUAGAAGAAUUAGACG